ACAUUUGGGAAAUAAAUGGUCUGCGUAGAGGAUCCACCGAUCCUCCCAGGUACUCAUCAUCCAACUCCAACCCCUUAUCUAAAUCUAAAUCUAACCCUAACCCAUAAAUCCUCUAAUCUCUAUCAGCAUACAGUAGAGAGAGAAACCCGGAAUUAAAUUAAGAGAGAGAAACCACAAAAACCCACAUCCCCUCGCUCAUCACAUCAUUCUUCCUAAUUCUCAACCGCAUAUGAAUCUCUUUCAAGUAACCUAGAUUUCCUCCCAUGGGAGCAUCCAAUCGAUAGUUACUCUUUCAUCUUCAUCAUUCACUCAUCAUCGCUUCUUAAAUAGGAUUUUGGUGGAUCUUUGAUGUUCGAUAUUCUUCUUCUUCUUUUCUUCAGGUUGAAACUCAAUAAUCAACCAUAAGCAAGAAAGAGUGAAUCUUGGUCAAAACCCUAUUUUCUCAACUUUCUUGCUGUUUGAUAGCUUAAUUCUUGAGGGUUUCCAAUCUGAAAGAGUUUGAAGCUUUGGAGUGGACAAUCGAUCGAGAUCAAUGGAUCAGAUAACGGCAUCAGCGCACGGACACUCUCUUCCUCCCCCUUUUCAUACAAGAAACUUCAAUCUGCAUCAGUUUCAGCAACAAAAUUCUGAAGAUGAACAAAGUGGUACGAGUGGUCUCAACAUGGCAGGUCAUAAAAGAGACCGUGACGAGAAGAACAACGAUGAUAUGUUAAAUGGCAGCGGUGGCGGCGGCAGUGAAGGCAAAGAAUUAGAAAUCUCACGGCGGCCAAGAGGAAGACCUGCAGGUUCCAAGAACAAACCCAAACCCCCGAUCAUCAUCACAAGAGACAGCGCCAACGCACUUAGAACCCAUGUCAUGGAAGUCGCCGAUGGUUGUGAUGUGAUGGAAAGCAUCGCCACCUUUGCACGGCGGCGCCAGCGUGGUGUCUGCAUUAUGAGCGGUAGCGGCACCGUCACAAACGUUACUCUCCGACAACCCGCAUCACCAGGUGCCGUCGUCACAUUGCACGGUCGAUUCGAGAUCUUGUCGUUAUCAGGUUCUUUCCUCCCUCCACCAGCUCCACCUGCGGCCACGGGGUUGACUAUUUACUUAGCUGGCGGACAAGGACAGGUGGUUGGUGGAAGCGUUGUGGGGGCACUUCUAGCCGCCGGACCUGUGGUAAUCAUGGCGGCAUCGUUUAGCAACGCCGCCUACGAAAGACUCCCUCUCGAAGACGAAGAAAGCACUUUACCAUUGCAAGGUGGUUCAUUAGGAUCUCCGGGAGACAUGACUCCACCACAACAGCAGCAGCAGCAGCAGCAACAACAACAACAACUAUUAACAGAUCCUUCACUCUUCCAAGGCAUGUCUCAAAACCUACUCAACUCAAUUCAAUUACCAAACGACGCUUACUGGGGCAACGGCGGCGGCGGUGGAGGUGGUGGUGCUGGUCGUCCUCCAUUCUAACACUAGAUCGAUCUCAGACAUGGAAUGUACGUACAUCAUCAGUUCUUUUGAAAACCACACACAGGAAGAAUUGAUUGAAAUAUCAAAAUACCCGAAACAAGAUUUAGGACGUUUAUGUUAUUUAGAGGAUUUGAACUGUUGAGCAAGAUUUCAGGUUUCAUUCUUUUACCCUUUUCUUCCUAAUUUAUGUCCAACUCUUUUGUUUUCUUGAUCUGGUUUUGGUUAAUUAGCUGUUCUCAAUUUGAUAUUAUGAUUGUUAAUUAAUUAAGAUGAUCAUCAUAUGCAUGUACUUUGAUUGAAACAUCUUUGUGAAUUGUAGCUUCUAUCAUUGGUGAUCAUGAUCAGUUGGAUAAAUAA
This is a messenger RNA of Lactuca sativa (garden lettuce), 1804 nucleotides long. Its product is annotated as AT-hook motif nuclear-localized protein 24. Gene Ontology annotation, cellular component: nucleus. Lineage: Eukaryota; Viridiplantae; Streptophyta; Magnoliopsida; Asterales; Asteraceae. The record is from RefSeq and is a predicted model, not a curated record. Gene Ontology annotation, biological process: vegetative to reproductive phase transition of meristem. Gene Ontology annotation, molecular function: minor groove of adenine-thymine-rich DNA binding; DNA-binding transcription factor activity.